Messenger RNA from Paramecium sonneborni, 2242 nucleotides. NCBI's taxonomy places the organism in Eukaryota, Ciliophora, Oligohymenophorea, Peniculida, Parameciidae. The record is from the annotation of a GenBank genome assembly.
AUGAAUAUUUCCAAAUAUGUCAUUUUGUUUUGUGUGUUAUUAAUUAAUAACGCAGGGUAUCAUUCAAUCUAAUUAUAGAUUUACUACUUAAAAUCUAUCAAAUAAAUAUUAAGAUGUCGACUAUGAUUUUGGAAUUGAAUAAAAUAAUUAAAUUUCUUUAAUCAAACAAAAAUAACUAAACAAAUAUGAUUAAACUUUAGUAGAUUUGCAAACUCAAAUGAUUCAAAAUAAUAAUUAAGAAUUAGAAGAUUUUAAUAUGUUGAUGUAAACAAAUAUUAAGAAUGUUUCAUCCAAUGCUUUAGAAUAGAAUGUUUCAGAAAUAUUAAAUGCUAAUGAAUAUCAAAAUUUAUAAGAUAUAUAAUCCAAAGAUUUAUAAUAAUCAUAAUUAUUAAUAAGCGAAGAUUAUGAAGUAUAUGAUAUUGUAAAUCCAGAAGAAGAGGUUACCUAAAUUUCUUAGGAAAAAUUUAGUAAUGUUAAUCCAUAAAUUAAUUAAGGAGAAGAUAAUUAUUAAAAUAGAGAGGAAUCUAAAAUAUAAGAAGCAGUUCAGAAUAUUACUGAAAACUAAAAAACUUUUAGUAAUGAAACAGGUUAUAUCAGCGAUUCACCUUUAGAUAUUAAUCUAUCUAAUAAUUAGGAGGAUAUAAUUAAUAGCUUAAGCAAAAAGGAUGAUUAAUUAAAUUAUGAUAAUUCCACUUCUAAUACUAUUAAUUAAACAAUAGACUCUUCUUAAAAUCAAUAUUUAAAAUAAAAAUUACCCUUGAAAGAAUAUGAUGAUAAUAUUAAUCAAAAUCAAAUGAAUAAUUAAGAUAUAGAAGAAUUAAGUAAUAAAAAUUAAGAGUAGGAAAGUUUAUCAAAUCCUUAAAAUACUUCCUAAAAUAAUCUAAAUGAUUAUGAUAAUUAAGGUUCGAGCAAAGAUUAUUAACAACAAAAAACUUAGGAUUCCUUACAUUAAGGUUACAUUAUUUAAAAUAACGUUGAAACAGAUGAUUACUUAAAAGAUAUUCAAAAUGAUGAAAAAUCUUCUGUAUUGUAGUAGAAUCUAUAAAAUAAAUUACAAUAAGAAGAAGAGUAUUUAAAAUAGUUAAAAAUUAUUAAAUAAGAAGAUGAAAAUUAAUUAAAAGACAUAGAAGAAAAAGAAAAAUUCAUACGCGAUUCAGAAUAAAAUGAAGAAUAAUAAAUAAUUUAGAUAAAUAAACAACUUUAAAUUCAUGAAAAUUAAUUACAAGAAAUGGUUACUCAAAAUGAAAAUGAUUAAAAUUUCAUAAAUAAUGAAUAAGAAAUUAAUGAUUAAACUUAAUUUCGACCUUAUGAAGGUUAAGAACUAAUUAUUUCUUCAGAAGUAAAUUAUGAUGAAGGAAAUAUUGAACAAUUUGAAAAUACAGAAGAAAUGAUAGUUGAAACAUAUCAAAAAUUAUAUGAACAAAAUGAUGAUUAUAAAUAAGACAAUUAAGAUUAUUAAAUAAAAUCUGAAGAAAAUUUUUAAUAAAGUGAUUUUUCGGUAGGUAAUUAGGAAAAUACAUUAGAUGAAAAAUUUGAUAAAUCAAUACCUGCAGAACCAUAAGAAAUAUCAAUUGAUUUGAAUUUAACCUCUGAAACCUCUUAAUCUAAAAUCUAUUUAAGCAAAGACAUAUUAAUAUAUGCAAAUGACUAAUAAAAAUCUGAUAUUAAAUCUGGAUUACCAAAAAUUGGUUAGACUCAAAAAGCUAAUCCUGAAGAAAAAUUAACCAAAUAUGAAGAUAAAGAAAACAUGAAUGAGAAUCUCUAAAAUACUUUACAUGUAGAAUAAUAAAAUGAAAACAAGGAGGUUAAUAAUGAUUUAAAUGAAAAAGUGAGUAGCAAUAUAUAAGAUGAAAAGAAGUAAAUUAUUAAUACUGAAUUAAAUAAUUCAUAUCUUAGGGAACCAUAGUUUGAUGAGAAAUCUUAAUAAAAUGUUAAUCCUUAAAUCAAUUUAACUCAAAACAAUAAAUAAGAAUUUGCUUAAAUUUAAAAUUUUAGUAGCAAUAUAAUAAUUUAAUCAGAUAAUUUGCUAACUUUUUAAGUGAAGAAAUAUCAAAAUUAAAAUCAAUAAUUUCUAAACGAAUAAUCAUUUUAACAGAUUUAAUAAUAAUUGACAAAAAAUAAUUUAAGAGGAUCUAAGAAGAGCUAAUCAGAUUUUUUAAGUUCUAUAUUUGUUUCUUAAAGUAUGUAAACAAAAUAAUUAAUAUUACUUAGAAGAUAAAGAGAACACUAAUAAUUCUUAUGA